Molecule: messenger RNA, 962 nt
Organism: Sipha flava (yellow sugarcane aphid)
Lineage: Eukaryota; Metazoa; Arthropoda; Insecta; Hemiptera; Aphididae
Exons: 4
Coding region: 25-831 (268 amino acids)
Source: RefSeq, a predicted model, not a curated record
GCUGGAUUCGAUGAAACGCUCUCUAUGGCCACUGCCAUUGAUAGCAUUGGUCACAAAACUAUUGAAGCUAACCAAGUCCAGUCAGCUGGACUGAACAACGAAUCAACGGAAAACAACCAACAUAAGAUUAAUUGCGUAUCAAUUACAAGGAUUACCCCGGUAGAUCGUGAGGUAAAAUAUGUCCCUGAAAUGAAUUUCAAAGGUAAUACAAUAGUAAGUGAUGCACGUGUUUUCACGUCUGCGGGAUUCCACUCAAAGCCGGACACCAUAGAUUUCGUUGACGCGCCAGCAUUUACUUUUGCCAAUGAAAUGGAAUGUGAAAAAGUCAACAAAGACUCAACACUUAAAACGUGUAAUGAGGUCUUUAGGCACCCGGCGUCACUCGAAGAACACGAUAAUGGUCUUCCUAUCGUAAUUUCAAAAUUCCUUAACCACAAUGAAAAUUACGAGUCACCUCUAAACGAAUCGAUUAUUGUUAAUGAAGAUAAACAAUCAUUAUUUGCUUCUGUAAACACUGAUCUCGCCGAACAAUUUCGAUUAUCAAAUAAUCCGGGUGUGCGUAAAUUGAAGGAAAUGAAAACCAUAGGCAUGCUUACGGUUCCAUCAACUGUCGAGUUUUUGCAACAAAUCGCUGAAGAAGAAGAGUUAAUAUUGGAUUAUGAAAUUGUCGAAUGUUGCCAAUUAACGAUUAGAAAAGAUUUUAUGGGUGUUCAACUUACAAUAAAUCAUUGUGCACUAACGGUUGUUGGCUUCGGUGAAACGAUACUUGAAAGUCAAGAAGAGGCGGCUUACGAGUGCUUGACUCGCUUCAAAUUGAUUCUAGAAUAUUAAAGUACAACCAAAGCAAUAGAUGUCUUUAUGUUGAACGAGGGAAUGAAACAAAAUUUCAAAAGUCCACCGAUCGUCUGUGUUCGGAUCACUCUGUUCAACAAAAACACUCGAUAGCAUUUAAAAUUGUCAGC